UAGGUGGUUCCCACAAUGCUUUGCGGCAGGCGGACGUGGUCCUGCGGCCGAUGCCGCGGCUCCGGUGAGGCAGGGAGUUCGAAACGGUCGGCUACACCUCGCAGAGCAGUUGCCUAGCAACAGACCCAGGCCCGCCUGACCACCCGGGCGUGCGGGGUGCGCAGAGGCGGCUCAGGUGGGAACUGGGGCCGGGAUGGGGCGGGGCGCCCCUCCCCCGGGGGCCCCGGGUGCGACAGCGAUGGGCUUCCCCCGGGUGCAGGUUUUCAUUAAAUCGGUUGGCAAUGUCUAUGAUCUUAUCUGCCUCAGUGGUCCGUGUUAGAGAUGGGCUCCCGCUAUCUGCCUCUACAGAUUAUGAGCAAAGCAUGGGAAUGCAGCAAUGUAGAAAAUAUUUUAAAACACUCUCAAAGAAGCUUGCUCAGCUUCCUGAUAGAUGUAUGCUGAAAGCGGGCCAGUAUAAUAUAAGUUUUAUUAGCUCUCUGGGAGUGAGCUACAUGAUGCUGUGCACUGAAAAUUACCCCAGUGUUCUGGCUUUCUGCUUCCUGGAUGAGCUUCAGAAAGAGUUCAUCACCACAUACAAUAUGAUGAGGACAAAUACUGCCAUCCGACCAUACUGUUUCAUAGAGUUUGAUAAUUUUAUUCAAAGGACCAAGCAGAGAUAUAAUAACCCACGGUCUCUGUCGACAAAGAUAAAUCUUGCUGACAUGCAGACAGAAAUCAAGCUGAGACCACCUUAUCAAAUUUCCAUGUCUGAACUUGGUUCAACUAAUGGAUUUGCACACUUAUCUGCUGCAGAGUUUAAGGGUACUGGUAAGAUAUCUACUGCUCCUCAUCAACGACUGGAAGCUGUUACUCUGCCAGGGAUUGUUUCAUUUAUACUGAGCCUGUUAUGUGGGGCUUUGAAUUUAAUUAGAGGGUUUCAUGCCAUAGAAAGUCUUCUGCAGAAUGAGGGUGAAGAUUUCAGUUAUGUCAUUGCGUUUUUCCUUGGAACAGCAGCCUGCUUGUAUCAGCACAGCUGCAUGCUGUCUGUGUUCUGUGGAUCCUUGAUGAGCCAUGGCAUCCUCUGCCCUGCUGCUUUAAAUAGCAGCCAUGCAGAAGAUUCAAGGGAGCAUCAAAGAUCAGAAGGCAUUGGUCAACAUGCAGCUGAGUGUUACUUAUUUUUAUAUUGCACAAGCUGGCGGAAUGUCAAAUCUUUCCUGACUUUUGGUUUAAUUUGCCUAUGUAACAUGUAUCUGUAUGAACUGCGCAAUCUCUGGCAGCUCUUCUUCCACGUGACAGUGGGAGCAUUUUCAGCAUUACAAAUACGACUAAGACAACCACAAGGGAAGUCCCCUGAUUACAAUGUCUGACCCAAGUCCUGGGAUGUCCCAAGGCAGUCUUGGUCCACCCAUGGUUCCCUCUCAGGAAUGAAAAGCUUUUCUCCAAAAGAAGAAGUUGGUGGUGGUUUUUUUUGUUUGUUUGUUUUUUUGUUUUUAAAGAUCAACGCAAGAUGCCUGUGGACGUUUGUGACUUGAGAAUUUAGACUUAUCCUCAUUGAAGACUGAAGACACAAAGAAUACAGGAUUAGUAGAGGAAAAUGGGUCCUUUUCCAUGCAGAGAAUUGUCCCUUGAGGACAAAUAAAAGUUUGGAGAACUUGACUGAUAGUAGGAAAAAGCCUCCUUCAAAAGUAUGAUAAUGGCAAAGAUGUGUGUAUAUGUAGGGCAUGUUCUGCAUAUCAAGUGAGCGUUCCAAUUCCAAAAUCAGUGUUGCCUUUGUGAGGCAGUAGUAUAGGCUGAAUACAAAGAUGCUAUUGCAUAUUAACAGACUAGAUUGGAAUGAGUGAGUUACUAAAUGUGAGAAUAUUGGAUUGCACAUUAAAUUUAAUGGGAUGUGUGUAUGUGUUUUCUUAAUUAAAGCCUAACCUGGAAACCAUCUGUUUAUGGGGAUUAGCUCCUUGGUCCCAGUGGCCUUCCAUCUAGUCCUGAGUUAACUAUAAAUCUUCGUAAAUAUUUUUCUCUGUAUAAUUUGCUUUUAAUGCUCUUUUGAAAGUGACCUUUAUGGACAAGUUUUAUUUAAGUAAACAACCUAAAAUUCUG
Messenger RNA from Chelonia mydas (Green sea turtle), 2073 nucleotides. It is a transcript of the gene SEC22A, whose product is annotated as SEC22 homolog A, vesicle trafficking protein. The record is from RefSeq and is a predicted model, not a curated record. The transcript has 8 exons. Lineage: Eukaryota; Metazoa; Chordata; Testudines; Cheloniidae. Gene Ontology annotation, biological process: endoplasmic reticulum to Golgi vesicle-mediated transport. The coding region runs from base 282 to 1346 and encodes 354 amino acids.